Molecule: messenger RNA, 1561 nt
Organism: Ceratitis capitata (Mediterranean fruit fly)
Lineage: Eukaryota; Metazoa; Arthropoda; Insecta; Diptera; Tephritidae
Product: dnaJ homolog subfamily C member 7 homolog
Exons: 2
Coding region: 230-1510 (426 amino acids)
Source: RefSeq, a predicted model, not a curated record
UAGUGCAAGUUGCAAGCGAGAAACGAAUAGAUCGUAGUGUUAAAUAAAAAAUAAAACGAAAAACUGCUUGAUAUUUGAAUUUGAACGACUUAAGAAGGAUAAAUACCAAAGCAAAAAAAAAAAGUUAUUAAAUAUAUAAAAUAGUAAAAAAACGACGAAGGGCAUUUUGAGAGUCUCUGAAAAAAUGUUGGUGUAAAUAGAUUGCGUGUCAUGAAAUUUGCCAGUGAAAAUGUCUGCCCUUUAUAAAGAAUAUGUUACACGCUCACUCGUGUUAAUCACCGCCUUUGGCCUGUGCGCUUGUGCACCCCAGAGCUACUAUUCUUCGAGUUCUUACUCAACGUCACCACAACGUGCAAGUCCUUACCGACGCGCCACUUACUCACCAUAUCGAGAUUAUAACAGCGAAUAUUAUGAAGCGUUGCGACAGCGGCGACUUCGCGCACUCGCCGAUAGCUACAAGGACAACUACAACAGUUUAAGUAGCAGCAGCAGCAGCAGCAGCAGCAGCACUAGCAGUGGCAAAACGGAAAAUAGUAAAACGCAGCGCUAUUACUCCGCCUCUCGGCUACCUGUCGCAGCUACAUCCAUUAGCGCUGCCAACAACGAUGCCAGCGGCGGCAUCACCACCACCAGCAUUUAUGCUACCAAUAACAAUAAUCAGCAGGACAACUAUUACAGUAGAUAUAGAGCGUACGCAAGUAGAAACCGUUUAGCCAACAGCUCUACGAACAAACAACAAGACUCGACAACUACAACCACUCAAAGACCGCGUGCAGAUAAAUCCGACGAGGAGAAUGCUAAAUUUGCCGGUAUUCGAAAUCAGGAGGCUAAUGAUGAAGAAUCUACGAAAACAGUCUUACAUUUGAAACGUAAAAAGUUGCGGCGCUGCUUGCCAUUCCGACGUGACGCUCAAGGUGAUGAAGUGACACCACCACCCGAUGAGCAAGGUCGCAUCCUUUGGGAUGUGAAUGUUUAUAAUAUUUAUUCGGGCGGUGGUGGUGGUGGUUAUCCACCGCCCUUAUUUGAUGCUGGUGGCGGGUGUGGUGGUUUCGGCGGUGGCUUAGGUGGCGGGGGACUUGCUAGUGCAUUUGCCGGCGCUGGUGGUCUAGGUGGCGGUGGUCUAUUGGCUGAUCCCAUUGAUGCUGCUUAUGCGCCACCCAACAGAUUGAAUAGUUUUCUACAGUUAUUUGCGCCUGGCAUACUACAGAAUGCCCUAGCGGCAACGGCACGUCCAUCGCUGUCAAGACCUCAAUCCGAUGCAAGUGCGAGUGAAGCGAAUGAUUUGGCUAAUGAUCCGGAAGUCGAUCCGGGCUAUAGUCCAGUGGCCGCACGACCACCUCCAGUGAGAAGGCCAAAUCGUGUUUAUUAUGAUUCAGCGGGUGCGGCACCCAUUACUCCCGCUCAAUUGGUCGGCGGUGUUGCAACUACGGUUAACGGUAUCAUACAGCAACUGACUGGCAACGUACAACCGGUUUAUCCUGGCUAUAGAUCGCUGAGCUAUGGAAAGUGACUUGAAAUUAAUAACUAGUUUUUACACUAUUACAUACAUAAAUAAUUUAAU